GUUUGACAUACGUUCAUCUUAUCAGAUAAUUUUUUCGAAAAGAAGAAAGCCUCGCGGUAUGACUAUAAAUUCAAAUGACCUACACCUCAAAAACUCCAUUUUCGGCGCUGGUCUUACUCUUGAGGCUCUACAAACACAACUGGACUCUGUUUCCGUUCCGUAUACGGAUGUAGACUGUAGAACGUGCCCGAACCCCUGUGAUGAAGGUCACGAAUCGUAUCCAAACAAAUUCAGUGUUGACAUGGAGUCCACAAUGUUCGGCAGUGUGAAACCAUAUCACCGACAGAUUGUCAUUUCCACCGGCAAAAUGGAUUGGGACCGAGAAAUCACGUCUACGAAAAAUUCUCUCGCCGCUCACGUCCAGCACGUUAUUCAUAAUACCCCUAUGUCUGUUUCACCCUCAGGUGCAGAGAUAAAGAGCAAACGUGUCAACCAUGUCUCCGGCGUGUUCAACUCUUCUGACUCCAACAAGCUUUCAAUAUUGAACGGCAGUCAUCAUACAAUCAGCGACAACCCCGAGUAUGAAACUGUUCUUGUCUUCCCUGACUACAUAAUGGUCACUGAGGUUCCUCGUUCCCUGGACGGAGCCAAGGCUCUCUGGGAUGCAGCUCUCGCACCCAGUGUCUCUAUCCUACCUCCCGUGCACGAAAAAGGCAACCUCAGUAGCUGGAUAAUUCCGUACUCUUGCGUGAUUCUGUUGUGUUCGCACAAACGACGCGACAAUAGGUGCCACAUUGCUGCGGCACAAUUGGGCCAGGCAUUUACCCAUUCAUUGGAAGACCAUGGCUGGACAGUAGACACGGAAAUUGAACACCCAUUGCAUACGAUGGGUCCUCCUCUAGAAAAACUCCAGGGCACAGAAGCGGAGAAUGAGGAGUGUACAACGAGACAAUUCCAAGAGAUUGCAUCGGAAAAGCGAGCUCUCAUCCUGCGCAACUCUCACACCGGAGGCCACCGCUACGCCGGUAAUUGUAUAAUUUACACGCCCCAAGGCUCGGGUGUCUGGUAUGGACGAGUAUCCACGCACGAAGUUGAAUCCAUUGUCUCCCAAACGCUGGAAGAAGGGCUGGUCCUCCCACCAUUGCUCCGAGGAGGAAUGAACAUCUCACGACCCGGAUGCAUGUCGCUCAACGAUUGGUAGAGCUUCUGGCUACUGAUAGAUCCUUGGUGGGGCCUGUGAGCUCGAUGGAAUUUCAGAUUCGGACCGGCGAAAUUUUCUGCGUUCCUGAAGGUUAAAAACCGAGCACGGAUUGUGUUACCUAGCAUCGAUUUCGGUUUCGGAAACGACGGGAAUAUCCGUAUGUAGACGGUUCAGACCCUUUGUGUGCUUCUAUAUGUCGCGGAAGGUUAAAGGUAAAGUUAUGGGUAAUCGUUUAAUGUGUAGCUUUUAAAAUAUAGCUGAUAGCUUCCCGAUAAUGUUUUAUAGUACUGUACUUUUAUCGUUUUCUUUCAUUCAAUCCUAGAUUUAUGUCCUUGGUAUCGCCGACACUUUCCAAUCGCAUGCUCUAGAUUAUGGU
Lentinula edodes (shiitake mushroom) is the source of this 1517-nucleotide messenger RNA. Its product is annotated as Sucrase/ferredoxin-like-domain-containing protein. The transcript has 7 exons. NCBI's taxonomy places the organism in Eukaryota, Fungi, Basidiomycota, Agaricomycetes, Agaricales, Omphalotaceae. The coding region runs from base 59 to 1141 and encodes 360 amino acids. The record is from RefSeq and is a predicted model, not a curated record.